Kogia breviceps (pygmy sperm whale) is the source of this 1293-nucleotide messenger RNA. RefSeq names its product PX domain containing 1 (gene PXDC1). The record is from RefSeq and is a predicted model, not a curated record. Gene Ontology annotation, molecular function: phosphatidylinositol binding. NCBI's taxonomy places the organism in Eukaryota, Metazoa, Chordata, Mammalia, Artiodactyla, Physeteridae.
UCGACGUCGGCGACCGCGCCGCCCGCGAAGGGAAGCGCCUUAUAAGCCGCCGCUCGGCCGGACCCGCGGCUCGUCGCCGCGCCAUCCCGGAGAGAGCUCGCGGAGGCCGGGCCGACCCCGGACAGACCCCGACUCCGGACGGACCCCGACCAGCGCCGGCUCCGGACAGAUCCUGGAUCUGUCCGGCUCUGGACAGACCUCGGACGGAGCCCGGGCCCGGACAGACGCCGCGGCUCCAGGCCGAUCCCGGCUCCGGACGGCCUCCCCGCGGACCCAGGCCCGGGCGGGCGCGCCCCCUGCCGGCCGGGGCAUGCUUGGCCCGCGGCAUGGCCUCGGCGGUGUUUGAGGGCACGUCGCUCGUGAACAUGUUCGUGCGCGGCUGCUGGGUGAACGGCAUCCGCCGGCUCAUCGUCAGCCGGCGCGGCGACGAGGAGGAGUUCUUCGAGAUCCGCACCGAGUGGUCGGACCGCAGCGUGCUCUACCUGCACCGCAGCCUGGCCGACCUGGGCCGCCUGUGGCAGCGCCUCCGCGACGCCUUCCCCGAGGACCGGCCCGAGCUGGCGCUCGCGCCGCUGCGCGAAGGGCUGGUCGCCAUCAAGGAUGCCCACGACAUCGAGACCAGGCUGAACGAAGUGGAGAAGCUGCUCAAGGCCGUCAUCAGCAUGCCGCGCAAGUAUUCCAGGUCAGAAGUUGUGCUCACCUUCUUUGAAAGAUCUCCCCUGGACCAGGUGUUAAAAAAUGACAACGUCCAUAAAAUUCAACCCAGCUUUCAAAGUCCGGUGAAAAUAUCAGAAAUCAUGAGGUCCAAUGGAUUCUGCUUAGCAAAUACGGAAACGAUCGUUAUUGACCACAGUAUACCAAACGGAAAAGACCAGCACGCAGCUGUGGACCCCUCGGAGCACCUGUUUGAGAACGGCGGUGAGUUCGCCUCCGAGCUGGAGGGCGGGGAUGACCCAGCAGCUUAUGUCACCAACCUGUCCUAUUACCACCUGGUGCCUUUCGAGACGGACAUUCUGGACUGAGUCUCCGCUGGGCCCCUCCUGCCCCGGCCGGUGACCGUGGCUCCGCUGAAGUCCAUUGUGCCGGGGACCAGGCCUACCCAGCCGCCCGCGCCCACGGAGACCCCGAGUCUCCGACAGCCAGGAGUCGGGUCACGGGGGUCCGGUGCCCCUGCUGCUUCUAGGGGUCUUCCUGGCCCGGGUAUGCAUCCCCGGGACACACCCCCUCCACGCCUGGAGGGGCCACAAGUGCCUGCAGGACGUCCCGAGCCGGGUCUGGACACCUGCUCCUCCC